This is a messenger RNA of Sabethes cyaneus, 2078 nucleotides long. Its product is annotated as RING finger protein nhl-1-like. Gene Ontology annotation, molecular function: protein binding. The transcript has 12 exons. The record is from RefSeq and is a predicted model, not a curated record. Bases 1 to 1971 code for a protein of 656 amino acids. NCBI's taxonomy places the organism in Eukaryota, Metazoa, Arthropoda, Insecta, Diptera, Culicidae.
AUGGCCAAAAAUUUAUCCCGAUCCGCUCAACUUAUAGAUUACGAAAGUGAUUCAGAAAAUGCUGCCAAUAUGCAGAAACAACUCGGCCCGAGAUCACUUUCUACCGGCGGAAUUUCAUCAGAUGAAUCCAUGCGUGCCUUGGAGAAUUUGAUAAUUUGUACAAUUUGCCAGAACCGCCUGCGAUCACCAAAAAUGCUCCAGUGUCAGCAUACGUUUUGUCUUGCGUGCCUAAAAUUAUCACUUAAGCAACUUGAUCAUGAAAAUUAUAUUAUGUGUCCAACCUGCAAUAGCAUGCAGGAAUUAUCGUCCGUUUCCGGUGAUAUAUCGAACUUGCCACCAAAUUUGUAUAUUGACUCUGUAAUGAAGGUGCUGGACGGUCAACAGAAUGUGCCAGUCUUCCGAGACCAACAUCAGUCCUUAUCGCUGCUGGCUACCACCGGCAAAUGCCCUAACGAAGAGUCCCAUUCGAAAUGUUACAAAUGCGAUACGUUCGGUAGCGUUAUGAUGCAAAAUUGUGAUCACUGCAAACAGAUCCUAUGUGCCAUCUGUUGGCAAACCCACAUGGAUGAACUUGCCAAACAAGUUCGGCAACUUGAUGUGCAACUCAACUCGGCCAGUGAAAAAAUGGACCACAAAGUGACCGCCUAUAAGAGUCGCUUCAACGACAUCAACAUGCAAAUCAAGGAAUACUUUGAGGAACAAAUAAGCCUUCUCCAAAGUAAUGAAUGCUCUUUGCUAGACAGUUCGCAAAGAAUACUAAACGAUGGGCUUUGUUCACACGAGCUCGUAAUGGAGAAGAUACGACACCUGAGGGCCACCAUCGGGGACAGCGCCAUCGGUGCACAUGGCAAUCUGGUGCAACUCUUUCUGAAUUUGCAUAGAGAAAUUUCGAUUGUCUUCGAAGAAAUUUCCCACUGGGGCAAGGAGAUCAUCCUGUUUGAUCAGCAAAAUAUGAAAAUUGAAGUGCUGAAUGCGUGCAGUGAUAACAAACCCCAAAACGAAAUUAGCAAGGAAAACGAGGCACGAAAACCUUGUCCUUUAAACAAGGAAACACUAAACGCACAGGAAAAUGUUUUGGUUUUCUACAGGAACCACUCUUUUAAACCGAAACUAUUCUGGAACAAGUGUCAUCGUCCGGCAGGGGUUGGUCUAGCGCCAUGGAAACACGCAUCAACUGAUCAACCGCUAAUUUACAUUGCAGGAGCCGAGAGCAAAAUUGUGUUUGUCAUUAAUAAAUCGAAUGGGGAAAUAGUACAGCGCAUCUGUCACGACAACAUGGUCUACCCAAAUGGCAUAGCAUUCGAUGCAACGAAAAAGGCAGUUUUCGUAUCGGAUAAAUGGAAACAUUGCAUUUUUGUGUUCACUGCUAGCGGAGAAUUUCUUCGGCAGCUUUGUGACAAGGGAGAUCAGGAGGGCUACUUACGGUCACCAGAAGGAUUGGCUGUUGGUCCCAACGACUCACUCUUCAUAUGUGAUACGGGUAACGAUAGAGUUCAGUGCAUCAAUGCGGUUACCGGUCGGAUGCUCUCCCAAUUUGGCCGUGUCGUAAAGGAGCAGCUACUUAAGGCAACACAAACAAAAGUUCCAACGCGCUACGUAGAUCUCAAGAGUCCGACGGGUAUAGCGAUUCACAAUGACACGGUCGUUGUUCUGGACAGCGGCAAUCGGCGAGUCAAAACUUUCAACAAACGUGGCGAAAAAGUCAGGGAGUUUGGCCAAACUGGUUCCGCGACGGGGCAGUUCCAGUACCCGGAGGUGAUUGCGGUUGAUUCGUGCGGUUUCAUACUGGUAGGCGACGGUGGCAACGCAAAGGUGCUGAUAUUUCGUCCGAACGGUCAGUUCGUUGCGGCGGUUGGCUCGCGAGGUGAAUCGCCCGGGAAGUUCAACUGGUUAUCCGGACUGGCUGUCACCGAGGACCGUGAGAUUAUCAUCAGCGAUUACCGAAAUCACACCGUUCAGGUGAUUGUGUAGAACACCGAAGAGAGAUUAGGAGUUUAUUGUUUCGGCCAUAUUUACAAAAAUAUAUAUCUGUAGUUUUUGUUCAACGGUCACUCUGUGGUAUAAUAUAAUUAAAUAAA